Molecule: messenger RNA, 2271 nt
Organism: Saccostrea cuccullata (small rock oyster)
Lineage: Eukaryota; Metazoa; Mollusca; Bivalvia; Ostreida; Ostreidae
Exons: 4
Coding region: 683-2029 (448 amino acids)
Source: RefSeq, a predicted model, not a curated record
AUUACAGUAUAUAGAAUAAGAUCUCUGAUAUAUUAUUCAUAUGCAUGAUUUUAUUGAUACCCGUAAACCUUAAAAUAGGAGCUGUAUUUAUUUUUUUACUGUUUACCUUUGUUACAAAGAGCUAACCACCUCAUAGAUGAUGACGAAAGAAAUGACGUCACUUAGUUUACAAAUAUACACGAAGGUAUUUUGUAUUCACUGGGAUUACAGUUGGGAUUUCUAUUGUGAUUUGAUUUAAAGAAGCAUCUUUAUACCUAUAAUUUUGUUGACAAGGUAGGUGAUGUAUUUGUGAUUCCGAAUGUCUUAUUGCCUAUAUAUUGAAGGUUCGACAAACCGUCCAUCAUUUUCUUUUUAAAACGGUAUCAUUUCCGAAUUUCCUCGUCCAUAAUGUGCAGUGAAAAAGGCUCACAAAAGGCACUGAUUCUUCUCCUUCUGCCAAGCGGGCAAAACAUAAAGUAGGCCGCCAUACUUAAUGACUACUUAAUGAAGACCCCUUACCUUCAUUAAAAUUGAGGAAUUUAAUGAAGGUUUAAUGCACCGAUUCGUUCAUUAAAACAUUGAUACAACGGAAUUUAUUGACACAUUAAAAAUGAUCAGUUUAAUGAAGCUUUAAUCAUUCAUUAAAUAUUGAUACAACCGGAUCCUGCUGAUUAAAGUGCUGUCAAGAUUACAAUCAAGCAACAUGGGUGCGCCAACAUCUUUGCAAGAGGCUGACCAAGGGUCAUCUUUGUCCGGUACAAAAAAAUGGUCCAGUUCUGGAGGUUCUGUUGUAUCGGCCAGUAAAACUACUUCAGGAGACAGUGUUCGAUUCCAGAUAGAAGUGACGUUCUCUGAUUCUACGGUGCCUUUCUGGGUAGUUGAUCAACGGUUCAUUGGAGCCGAUGAAAAGGACUUUGGUUCAACAACAGAGACGUUAUCCAACACUACUCUAUUCACUUUGGAUGCCAAAAAGCCUGCAAGUUUUGUUAUGUUCGGUAUCCCUAGCAAAGACGACAUGAGCACAAACAUUAUAUUCGACACAGAAGGAGAAGAUGGUACUCUUAAAUUUGACAACCCAGUUACCUGUCAGUCAUCAUUCUCUAAAACCUCCGAUUCUGAUUAUAAUUUCUUCUACCGUUGUAAUCCUGAACUUGAUCCUAGAAAUGACUGGUACUUGGAAGUUAGAUUGUUUGCCAGCGUUAAAAAUGAGAUGGCCGAAUAUAUUUACCUUGAAUCGAGGGAAACUAAGUAUGUUAAUGUUACCUAUCUACGAAACUCAACAACAGAAGCAACAGUUGUACUUUCAGAUGAAACUUUGGAGAAGCUAGGGGAUUUCCUAUUUCUGGAGAGCUCUCUUAGAAUACGUAUGAGUAUCGUAAUCGAGUCCAUAAUGUACAGAAGUUAUUAUGAUAUAAGUAAAACUAAAUCGGCGAACAAUUUCAAAUUUUUGGAACAAUUCCCAGCGCCACCGUAUUUGGAAGGAGAUAUGGUACCACUUAAUUGCGAAGCACUUGGAAGAAAUCCUCCACCCAUACAAGUGGAAAAAAAUGGCGCUGAGAUACGUUCAUCACAGACUGCUUAUAUUUUCAAAAAUACUACACAGAUCUGGUCCUCUUCUUUUGUUACUUUUCUUCGUGCAUCAAAGGAAAUAGAGGGCAACUAUUCUUGUGUGAUAGAGAAGGAUGGCGAAAAACUUAUUUCUCCUGAGAAGAUUGAAGUUGAACUAAAACCAAGAUUGCGAUGGGAUCUGACCAAGAUACUUCCAAGCAAACAAAAUCAGACUCGUGUACGUGUAGUUGUGGAAGGAGCAGUUGGUGUUUCGUUGAACUGCAGUGACAACUCCUGGUCAAGGAAAGAGAAUCCUCCUGCUAACAAGGAAAAAAGAACAAAAAUAUCGGAGUGGAAUGAACGGUUAGAGGUUAAGUACACAUGGAGGAAGGUGAACAUUAUUCCGGAAGCAUACAAAUAUUCCUCGGAUUCUCCAUCUCUUUCUUGCAUCGCAAAAGACAGAAAUGGCGACUUGACAUUUGAACACACUUUCUGGCAGUAAUGUAAAAAAAAUCCCCUUUAAGUAGAAAUAAUUUGUUUUUGUGGAUCCAUAUCUGUUUUAUACCUCAUCUUGAAUCGACUGUUGCACAAUGCGUCUAAGAUUUCUUCUUGUGCAGUAAUAAAAUGAUAGAUGGCUGAUAAAGCAAUUGCUUACCCUAGCAAACAUCUGCAUGUACUGUUCAUGUAGUCUUUGUAUUUCUUUUUUAUCAGUUACGUUAUUUCAAAAAUCUUCAUAAAACAGAU